This is a messenger RNA of Candidula unifasciata, 878 nucleotides long. NCBI's taxonomy places the organism in Eukaryota, Metazoa, Mollusca, Gastropoda, Stylommatophora, Geomitridae. The record is from the annotation of a GenBank genome assembly.
GAACAAUCUGCUACAAAGCCCAAACUCAGCGAACGAACCACCCCACACACAGCUGUUAGUGGCUCCCGCCAACAAGCCAGGUACUCCCAAGCGGUCUGGCGGACCUUGUCAAAACUCCAACAGAGCUUCUGCAGACGACCGAUCUGAGACUAAUGUCUCCUCCAUGCCUCCAGUAGAAUCAUUGCCUCGGCCGCUCUCAGUAUUGUCUUCCAAGACUUCAGAUGACUCUCACAAAAAUAAAACAAUCACAUCAGCUACCUCACUUCAUACAGGAGCCAACAAAAGCCCAGAAUACUGGAAAGCCCCAACUAUUUCGCCGUUGACUGUUCAACCCCUACCGCCCGUGUUCAGUAAAAUUGAAAGCAAGUCGAUCAUUUUCAUCGAAGAAACCAGUGAGAUAAAAUCUGACGACGAUAAUAAAACGAACACUGUGAAUGACAGUAUCAAACCAAAUUCCCCGACUACAUCUCCAACAAAGAAUAAUCAAACAGUUGUUAGUAAUAAUAACUCAACUUCUUUGGACACAUCCCCGACCGAGCCACAUGUAAGUUUUGACAGCUCUGCAGAUUCGGCUCUGUCUAACAAUAAACGUAACUUCGAUCACAUAAGGCGCCACUCACACCAUUAUCACCAUCACCGGAAGCUGAGCGUGUCUAACUGCUCCAGGUCCAUCACCCCUGAGAAGACGAUCAAAAUAACCAGCAAAGAUGAGCGGGCCCAGUUCGUGUUUAAAAGCAUCAAAUCUCGGGAUGACCUCGAGGGAGAGUCUGGAGUCACCCGGGAUAUUCUCAUACAAACCGACGUCAUUUCUCUCAAUGCAAAUAACGAAAAGACGAAGAAAAAACUGUUGAUUAAGAUUGGGAAAUUUGCAAGCAAAA